Messenger RNA from Thecamonas trahens ATCC 50062, 5772 nucleotides. RefSeq names its product phospholipid-transporting ATPase 1. The coding region runs from base 1 to 5772 and encodes 1923 amino acids. The transcript is spliced from 3 exons. The record is from RefSeq and is a predicted model, not a curated record. Gene Ontology annotation, cellular component: plasma membrane. Gene Ontology annotation, biological process: phospholipid translocation; Golgi organization. Gene Ontology annotation, molecular function: ATP hydrolysis activity; ATP binding; magnesium ion binding. NCBI's taxonomy places the organism in Eukaryota, Apusomonadida, Apusomonadidae.
AUGCUCGAUCCCACGCUGCCGCCGAGCUCGGCGGCAGGCGAGCCUGCGGCGACACCCAGCGCUCCCGCGGCACCGGUGCCUCAGCAGCGGUACGGCCUCAUUCUUAUGAACGGUAGCAGCUUGUCGACGGGCCCGCCGGCAACGGCAGCGGAAGCUCCGGGUGGCAAGCCGUCGUUCCGAGACCGUGUCCGUGCCCAUCGGACCACGACAGCAUCAACCACAGCGUCAAUCGGUGACCAGCAGUCGGACAGCAGCGGUGCGAGCUCCGGACGUGCACGCUACCUCGAGGCGACUCGGCCGGGCAUGAUGCGGCCCGGAAGUCUUGCCGCACCUCUGGCGCCUGCAGCUGCCCUCCCGCCCGCAGCCGCCCCCGCGCCCGUAGCUGCUCCCACGCCCGCGCCGACCGCACCCGCACCUAGGCCGCCGCUCACCGCGGCGGAGCGCAACAAGAUUGCGGCACGAAUUAUGCGGGCCAAGCUGAAGAAGGACUUUGCCACUGUUGCACAGCUCGAGGCCGAGCUCGCGCCGCCGGCGCAGACCAAGAUGCUGGUGAGCGUAAGCGCCAGCGGGGCGCGGCUUGGAGUCACCGACCAUAUCUCUGCUCGCGGCGACCGGAACAAUCCGAACAAGCUUAAGCGCAAGCUGGUGACCCAUGAUGCGGCUGGGCUGCGGACCCGGUUCCUCCGCGCCGACGAAGGCGCCGAGGAUCUGACGCCGCAGCAGCUGCUUGUCCGCGAGCGCGAGGCGGCCAAGCUUCAGGGCAUGGCUGACGUCGAUGCGGCCUUUAUCGAGAAUGUCAUGGCACAGGGCAAGCGGUAUAGCGGGGCGCUGGGUGGCGACGACGAGGACGACGAGUACGGGACCGGCGAGGCGUGGCGGAUGUGGGAGUCGCGCAAGGCGUCGCAGUCGUCAGAGAAGCAGGCCCGCAAGGCGCGGCAGGCCAUGGUCAACGCCACCCGCAAGCACGACGCCGCACUCGGCGCAUGCACGCUAUGCUUUGGCGCUGCAAAAAUGCGCAAGGCCGCCGUCAUCGCCACUGCCGAUCACAUGUACUUGGCGGCAGCAGCCGCGCCGCUCGUCGACGGUCACGUCCGCAUCGUGCCGCGGAACCACGAGGUGAGCUUCCGCAACACCGAAGCCGCCGCUUUUGCCGAGGCCGAAGCCUUUAUGCGCGCCCUCACCGCAUACCACGCCGCCGCCGGCCGCGACGUCGUCUUUGUGGAGGUCGCUCUCCAGUUGGAUGCCCUCGUCCACACAGCCAUCGACGCCGUGCCGCUUUCGCGCGACGAUGGCGCACUCGCGCCGAUGUUCUUCCGCAAGGCACUGAGCGAGUGCGAUACCAUGUGGACCUCGCAUGAGCGGGUCAUCGACGUCAUCGCCCGCGGCGGCCUCCAAAAGUCUGUCCCGCAAGGCUUCCCUUACAUCUUUGUCCAGUUUGGCACCAGCCCCGCUAUGGCCCACGCCGUCGAGGAUCAGUCGCUCUUCCAACGCUCGUUCGGCCUCGAGAUCCUCGCCGGCAUGCUCGACCUCCCGCCGACGGCCUGGAAGCGCCCGCACCCACGCCACCCGCUGCCAUCGCAGCAGCUGCUAGCGAUCCCGAGGCGGCGGGUGCGGCUCAAUGACACGGAGGCCAACAGCGCCGAGGGCUUUGCAGACAACGUGGUGGUGACCUCAAAGUACACCAUCCUCACCUUUUUGCCGCGCAACUUGUAUGCCCAGUUCCAUCGUGUGGCCAACAUCUACUUUCUGCUCAUUGCCUGCCUCCAGCAAAUCCCCGGCAUCUCGCCGCUCGGCCGCGGGACGACGGCCAUGACCCUAGCUGUCGUCCUCGCUUUUACCGCUCUCAAGGAGGCACUGGAAGACAUCCGCCGCCACCGCAAUGACCGGGCGGUCAACGCGACCCCGGUCUCGGUGGUGCUUGAUGGCGAGCUGGUGACUGUCCGCUGGCGCGAUGUCCGCGUCGGGGAUGUUCUGCAUGUUCGCAACGGCGAGUUUCUGCCGGCGGACCUUCUCGUCCUCUCUUCGUCUGAGCCGCAGGGCAUGUGCUACGUUGAGACGUCGAACCUCGACGGUGAGUCGAACCUCAAGAUCCGCAAAGCACCCGAGUCGUCAGUCCACGCCGUGACGCCGGCAAGUGUCUCGGCGCUGCGCGGCCUGCUCGAAUGCGACCCGCCCAACGCCGACAUGUACCGCUUUGACGGCUCGCUCAUUAUGAGUAACCCGAGCAAUGGCACCGCGCAGCUGUCGAUGAAGCAGGUUCUCCUUCGCGGUGCACAGCUACGAAACACCAAGUGGGUCUUUGGACUUGCGGUCUACACUGGCAAGGACACUAAGAUCGCAAAGUCGUCCAACAAGGUCCCGACCAAGCGGUCGUCGGUCGAGAAGUUCACCAACACCCUCAUCAUCCUCAUUUUUCUUGCCCAGCUUCUGCUCUGCUUCAUUUGUGCUCUCGGCAAUGGUAUGUGGCUGGCCAAGCACUCGGGAAGCCACACGUAUUUGCAGGCGCAGGGCCUCUCGGCAUCGUCGUCGGGUGCGCUCUCGUUCCUUACCUUUCUCAUCCUCUUCUCCAACCUCAUUCCCAUCUCGCUCUACGUCUCGAUGGAAACGGUCAAGUUUGGCCAGUCGAUUUUCAUCAACUGGGACAUCCACAUGUACCACGCCGAGCUCGACGCACCAGCCAUUGCGAGAACGUCGAAUCUCAACGAGGAGCUCGGUCAGGUCAAGUACAUCUUCUCUGACAAGACUGGAACGCUGACCCGCAACUCGAUGGACUUUAAGAAGAUGACGGUCGGCGGCAUUGCUUACGGUGACGGCACGCUCUCGAUCAUGGUCCACACACCGCGGUCGUACGCGUCGAACAAGGUCAACGAGCUCGAAUCCAAACUCCGCCGCGCCAACACUGCAGAUUUUUCCCACGAGAUCUCGUCUGACGUCUUGGAAAACCUCGGGGCGUCCACAGUCCUGCCGUCGUCGUCGGCAGCGGUCAGCGACGCUGCCGGAGUCGGCGGGCAUGAACAGGAGGAACAGGAGGAGGGUGGCAAGUCCAAGUCCAAGUCCAAGGCCAAGUCCAAGGCCAAGUCCAAGUCCAAGUCCAAGGCCGCUAGCGGUGAAUCGUCGUCAUUGUCAUCGUCGUCAUACGAGUACACUUACUCGGUCACGUACGAGUACGAGUACUCGGAUGGGUCGCCGGCUACCAAGGGAGGCAUGCGUCCGAAAGCGCACGCAGGAGCGAUGGCCGAAGGCGUGCCGUCAAUCACACUUGCGGCGCCUGUGAUGCGGGAGUCUUUGGCGUCGAUUCCGCUGGCGCGAGGGGAGACGGUCCCGCACUGCUGCUUUGAGGACGACGGGCGGGUGAUGCGUGAUUUAGGAGAUCCGACCAAGCGCGAGACGCUCUUGCGGUUUUUCACGCUCCUCGCCGUCUGCCACACAGUCAUUCCCGAAGUGGUAGAGGACAAGGAUGGGACAGAGUCGAUCCUGUACCAGGCAGCAUCGCCCGACGAGGGCGCGCUGGUCAACGCAGCCAAGUACUUUGGCUUUGAGUUCCACACGCGGACGCCGACGAGCAUCACGCUCGAAGUCCUAGGCCACGACCAGGUCUUUGACGUGUUGUACGUCAACGAGUUCUCGUCGGCACGCAAGCGCAUGUCUGUCGUCGUCCGCCUCCCCGACGGACAGGUCAAGGUCAUGGUCAAGGGAGCAGACGUGGCGAUGCUCCCGCUGCUCGACGCCGAGCUGGAAAUCAACCGCAAGCUCUUGCGUCCGACCGAUAUGCACCUCAACGUAUUUGCCCACGAGGCGCUGCGGACGCUGGUCAUGGCCGAGCGGGUGAUGACCGAGGCCGAGCUGGCGACAUUUGCCACGGCGUACGCCAAGUCGGAGCGGGGAACGCCGCUUGAGCGGAAGCGAGCCGCUGUGGCGGCAGCUGAGCUCGUGGAGCGCGAUCUGGAGCUGCUCGGCGCCACUGCCAUUGAGGACAAGCUGCAGGACGGAGUGCCCGAGGCCAUUGCUUCGCUCCGCAAGGCUGGCAUCCACGUCUGGGUCCUCACCGGCGACAAGCAAGAGACGGCAAUCAUGAUCGGGUACUCGUGCUCGCUCCUCGACGCCAACAUGGAAGUGGUCAUUCCGUCGCCGACCGACCCGAAUGUUGAGGAGAACGAUGACGACCGCGACGAGAUGCUUCUCUCUGGGCGGGAUCCGGUGUCGGUGGCGCAGCGGAAGCAGUGGCUCCGCAUCUCGCUGCAGCGCAUUCUGCGCUCGAUGGAGGCACAGAUCGAGCCUGUUGAGCACGCGUGCGCACCGCGCGAGGUAAGCGGCGACGGAUCGGCGAGCAGCACCAACGCUGGCACUAGCGCUGGCGCUGGUGACAGCAACAUUGACGCCGAGCUCAAGGAGCUUCUGCUGUCUGUGACCAAGCGUUGCAAGUCGGUCAUCGGGUGCCGUGUCUCGCCGGCGCAAAAGGCACAGGUUGUGGCGUUUGUGCAGUCGGCGCUCGACCAGGGUGUGGUGACGCUCGCCAUUGGCGACGGCGCCAACGACGUGGAGAUGAUCAAGGAGGCGCACCUUGGGGUGGGCAUUUCCGGCGAGGAGGGCCAGCAGGCGGCCAUGACGGCCGACUACGCUAUUGCGCAGUUCCGGUUCCUUCGGCAGCUGCUGCUUGUCCACGGCUUUUGGUGCUAUGACCGCAUUGCCAAGCUCAUCAUGUACUCGUUCUACAAGAACAUUGCGCUCUCACUUGUUCCGUUCUGGUUUGUCUUUGCCUCGGGCUACUCGGGCCAGACGUUUGUGGAAAAGUGGACGUUCUCGCUGUACAACGUCAUCUUCACCGCGCUGCCCAUCCUCAUUGUGGGCAUUUUCGACCAGUCUGUCCCGCGCCGACGACUGCUGGCCCACCCGGAGUUAUAUCGGACUGGGCCUGCUAAUCGGUUCUUCAACUUGCGAGUUUUCCUCGGGUGGAUGCUCUCGUCGUUGUACCACUCGCUCAUGUUCUACUUUUUCGUGCAGGGCAUGCUCGCGCACAACGUGCUCCACAGCGACGGGCAGACAUCGGGCCUCUUUGUCAACGGUAUUUUCAUUUACUCUGUGGUGGUGGUCACGGUCAACUCCAAGAUAGCGCUCGAGACCAGCUCGUGGACCAUCCUCAACUUUGCCGCCAUCUUUCUCUCUGUCGCUGGCCUCUUUCUAUGGAUCACGGUGUACUCGUUCAUUGUGCCGCCGACCGACGCGCUGGACAUGCUCGGUGUGGGGCCGCAGGCAUACACCUCGCCAGCCUUUUGGUUCAUUCUCGUUCUUGCACCGCUCUCAGCGCUCCUGCCAGACGUGCUGUACAUGUACAUCCGGCGGACGUUCUUUCCGGAGGCCUUUGACAUUGUGCGCGAGCUCGACAAGUACUUUCGCCUCACCGCCGUUGUCGCGCGCACCCUUGCCCUUGUCCACCACACCGCCGCCGUCGCCUUUUCGUUCUGGCCAGACAAGGCGCGGCGGUCGGCGUACGCUUACGACCCCGCCCCGCCCGAGCACCACCGGGUCAUCCUCGCCACAGAGUACCCGCCGUCGGGCCGGAACAGGCAUGUUGGCCAGGCCGCUGCCACCGCGGCGCCCCCGUCACAAACCGACGGCGACUCGACGCCGGGCCUCCUGGGCGGUGCUAUGGCUCGCGAGCAGCUGGUCAUCCACAACUCGCGCGAGCGGCUUCACGAUUGCCCCGAUACCGUGGUCUUCCACCACAGCGCCGCAACGUCGAGCGCGCGUUCGCUCGGCUCGGCGAGUCAUUAG